AACAGAAGCAUCACUGAAACCCUUUUUCUUUCUUUGUUCUUCUUCUUCUUCUUCUUAUUCUCCGGCGAUUUACAGCUAUCAACGACGAUGGCGGGUGUUGAAACGGCGGUAAACGGGGUCGGAAGCCAUGAUCUCGUCUCAAUCCUCUCCGGCGAGUCCAGAGACUUCCUCGUCCGCCACAGCGGCGAUCAGGUUAAGACUUGUGAUCUUAAAUGGAAAGGUUGUGGCUUUAUACUUCUCUGCUUCAUGGUGUGGACCUUGUAGGAGGUUUACUCCAAAGCUAAUUGAGGUUUAUGGUGAGCUCUCUUCACAGGGAAAGGGGUUUGAGGUUGUGUUUGUUUCAGGGGAUGAGGAUGAGGCAGCAUUCAAUGAAUACUUUGCUAAAAUGCCAUGGCUUGCUAUUCCAUUCUCUGAUGAGAAGACAAGGGAUAGCUUGAAUGAGUUGUUCAAGGUGAGGGGGAUACCACAUUUGGUUAUCCUUAGUGAGAGUGGAGUUGUGCUUACUGAGGAGGGGGUGGAGGCUGUGAGAGAAUACGGCGCCGAGGCUUACCCUUUCUCUCAGGAGAAGAUCAAACAAUUCCAGGAGGGAGAGAUUGCAGCUAAGCAAGCGCAAACUCUUUGCAGUGUGCUUGUUUCUAACUCUCGUGAUUUCUUGGUUUCGAAAGAUGGAACUAAGGUACCUGUGUCAGAGCUUGAAGGGAAAGUCGUAGGUCUCUACUUCUCGGUGAGCUCUUUCCCUGGUAGCCGUGAGUUCACGCCGUCGCUAGUGAAGGCAUAUGAAAAGCUGAAGGAAAAUGGUGAGAAUUUUGAGGUUGUGCUUGUGUCGUUGGAUGAUGAGGAGUCAACUUUCAAUGCAAGCUUUGCAAGCAUGCCUUGGCUUGCUAUCCCCUUCAAGGACAAGGCCUUGGAAAAGUUACCCCGCUACUUUGAGCUCGAGACAUUGCCAACACUUGUUAUUCUUGGUCCUGAUGGGAAGACUCUGAAUUCAAAUGUUGCUGAGCUUGUUGAAGAACAUGGUCAUGAAGCUUACCCAUUUACUCCUGAGAAAAUUCAGGAGCUUGCUGAUGUGGCAAGGGUGAGAAUGGAAUCUCAGACAUUAGAGUCCCUUCUUGUUUCUGGGGAGCUUAAUUAUGUCAUUGGAAAAGAUGGUGCAAAGAUUCCAGUUUCCCAACUAGUUGGGAAGAACAUCCUUCUCUACUUCUCUGCGCAUUGGUGUCCUCCGUGCCGUGCAUUCUUGCCCCAACUCAUCACAACUUACAACAAGAUCAAGGAGAAAGACAGCGCCUUCGAGUUAGUUUUCCUCUCAAGUGAUAAAGAUCAAAGCUCUUUCGAUGACUACUUUGCUGAGAUGCCAUGGCUUGCACUUCCCUUUGGGGAUGAAAGAAAGAAGUCCUUGAGCCGCAAAUUCAAGAUUCGGGGAAUUCCGUCUCUUGUGGCCAUUGGUUCAUCAGGAAAUACAGUGACCACUGAAGCAAGAGGUCUCAUUAUGGUUCAUGGUGCUGAUGCAUACCCAUUCACCGACGAGAGAAUUAAGGAGUUGGAAGCUGAAAUAGAGGAGAUGGCAAAAUCAUGGCCGAAGACUCUGAAGCAUCAUCUACAUGAAGAGCACGAACUCGUAUUGACUCGCCGUAGGCGAUACAAUUGUGAUGAAUGCCAGGAUGGAGGACAAGGGUGGUCCUUUUACUGUGAAGAAUGCGACUUCGAUUUGCACCCCAAGUGUGCAUUAGCCAAAGAAAAAGGUGUUGCUAAUGAGGAAGGCGAAGAAAAAACCGGCAAGGAAGGCUAUGUUUGUGAUGGAGAAGUUUGCUACAAAGCUUGAGGCUAUUUAAUUUGCAGCGACUAGUCCUUGUGCUAAAAAUAAGAGAGUGUCAUCUUGUGUUAUGUCAGUGUGUUUUCCAUGUUAAGUAUUCUGAAUAUAUUGUGAACUUUGAAUCCUUGAUCUAUAAUGAGUGAUUUUGGUGUGGUGGUUCUAUGUAUUUUGAUGGACCGUCUUUUCUUUCUUUA
Messenger RNA from Dioscorea cayenensis subsp. rotundata (Guinea yam), 2004 nucleotides. RefSeq names its product probable nucleoredoxin 1. The record is from RefSeq and is a predicted model, not a curated record. The coding region runs from base 128 to 1819 and encodes 563 amino acids. NCBI's taxonomy places the organism in Eukaryota, Viridiplantae, Streptophyta, Magnoliopsida, Dioscoreales, Dioscoreaceae. The transcript has 4 exons. Gene Ontology annotation, molecular function: thioredoxin-disulfide reductase (NADPH) activity.